Molecule: messenger RNA, 1318 nt
Organism: Rhincodon typus (whale shark)
Lineage: Eukaryota; Metazoa; Chordata; Chondrichthyes; Orectolobiformes; Rhincodontidae
Product: myosin light polypeptide 6-like
Exons: 6
Coding region: 461-916 (151 amino acids)
Cellular component (GO): myosin II complex
Molecular function (GO): structural constituent of muscle; calcium ion binding
Source: RefSeq, a predicted model, not a curated record
UAGAACAGGCUCGAGGGGCUGAGUGGCCUACGCUAGCUCUUGAUUCUUCAGUUGGUUUCAUUUAAUCUAUUUUAUCUCCUGUUCUCUUGCCUUUUGUUCAUCCCUUCCUUUUCCCUACCUCAUGACUUACUUAGAGGCUGUUCAUCUCUGAUAUCAUACUUCCGACAAAAGGCCAUUAACCUGAAACUUUUGGCUCCUCUUUUUCUCGUACUGUCUGACUUGCUGAAAAUUCCAGGAGGUUCGUUUUUCCAAAACGGAAUUGGCCAUUUUGUGCUUUUGACGGAGAAGGGAUAAGAAUACCAGUCAUUCCAGAAGUACUGCCGGCCCAUUGGUCAGUGUGUAGAAACUGACAAGGGCGGUCCCUGAUUGGAGGAGGAGCUGUCAAUAUCCGGUGUGAAUAUCACAAAGAGAAACAGAAGGAAGGAGCGACGCGGACUUGGAGCAACAGUAGGAACACAGGAUGUGUGAUUUCACCGAGGAUCAGAUCGCCGAAUUCAAAGAGGCAUUUUACCUCUAUGACCGCAUUGGUGAAGGUAGAAUUGGCUACAACCAGUUUGGUGAUGUCUUGCGUGCUCUUGGCCAGAAUCCAUGCAAUGCUGAAGUCUUAAAAGUCCUUGGGAACCCAAAGCCUGAAGACAUGAAUGUGAAAACACUGGAUUUUGAGCAGUUCCUUCCUAAGCUUCAGGACAUUGCAAGAAACAAGGAACCAGGAACUUUUGAAGACUUUGUUGAGGGUCUGCGUGUCUUUGAUAAAGAAGGCAAUGGCACAGUCAUGGGUGCAGAGCUACGUCAUGUGUUGGCCACUCUUGGUGAAAAAAUGACUGAGGAGGAAGUGGAGACUUUGCUGGCUGGCCAUGAGGAUGCUAAUGGCUGCAUCAACUAUGAGGAGCUGGUCCGAAUGGUGAUGAGCGGCUGAUGGCUCUCUGUACUUGCAUUUUAAGUGCCUUUUUUUCAACCUACUUAGGAACUCCCUUUCUAAAAGAAUUCUGUUUUAUAUUUAUCAACACGCACGCAGGUCUGAGAAUUGGGAAUCAAGUGCAUUGAGCCCAUCUGGAGGGUGAUAGGAGCUGAGUAGGUAUCAAGAGGGUGAGAUGUUAUACCUCGAUACACUGCAGGCUUCUGAUCUUCUCCAGUAGGAAUAAAUGCAGCAAGUGGUUCUAGUUGAGACCCUGAAAUAAUCUUGCAGAAAGGCUGAUUUGGAGUGAGAGGGAUCUGAUGUCUCUGAAGCUUGAAGUUCAUUGGCUUCUGCUUUGAUUGCGUACCUGCACACCAAUCCUCUGUAUUUCAUUGCUUUCGUAUAAUAAAACCUCACAAUGAA